Molecule: messenger RNA, 1331 nt
Organism: Mercenaria mercenaria
Lineage: Eukaryota; Metazoa; Mollusca; Bivalvia; Venerida; Veneridae
Exons: 3
Coding region: 121-1029 (302 amino acids)
Source: RefSeq, a predicted model, not a curated record
GCACGCAAAAGUCGUUUCACCGCGGCCGACGACCACUGAACAAUUUAGACUUGAAUUUAUGAAGUCGACUGUAGACGUAUAGUGGGCAAAGUUCACUGUACAUCACCCGAAUCAGAAGUCAUGGAUGUUCAAAAGAAUACAAUACAAAAGAAGUCCUUUGUAAAACGGCCUGUUGGAAUUUUGAAGAAACAACUUGGAUACACUAGAGAGUUUUUUCACCCAAAUCUCGCUAGAAUUAUCAUACCGACAUUGCCAUAUGAAGCACUCGAUUGCUCAGGAGAAAAGAUUCUUCCUUGGUCGUUGAUGAAACUGUUCGACUCAUGUGAAAUUAGUGAUUUUUGGCCCUUUCAAGACGAGCCUCAAGGUCCGGCUCAUGACAAGGUCAUGUACAUACUGAAUUAUGAAUUAGAGAUUGAUGAAGCACUUUAUACAUCUGAUUCUCCAAAAGUUCCGUUAAUCAUCGAUAACACUGUCAAGUACGUUAAGAACGCCUCGCGGUUUACUGAAAGUAUUUUGCGACAUCCGGAAGUGGAAAGGCAGUACGCUAAAUGUUCUGGAAUUGAAGUAAAUAUGGACCCAGAAACGAGAAAACCCAAACCAUUUCCUUUAUGGUGGAAGGAACAUUUUAACUUUCCCACAGAAGGAUCAAAACGUGAAUUCAAACUACCCACGAAACCGAAAGCAAAUGUAUUUAGUUCGGAACAUCGGGUGUGUUUCAGUGAUACAGACGAAAACAAGCAUAUGAAUUAUACAGUAUACGUCCGAUUUUGUUGUGACAGUUUCUGUGAAAACGUUCUUGCUGGUAAAUAUGGUGUUAGUUUAGAUGUGUACGAGAUAGGGGUGAAGAAAUUGCAGAUUUCUUAUUUAAAUGAGUGUAAUUUGGGAGACAUUUUGACUGUUGCAUCUUGGGAAGAUAAAGUCAUCAAAAAUGCAUAUCAUUUUGAGAUAUGGAAUGGUUCCGUUUUGUCAGCCACUGUCACAAUCAGUUACCAUAAUUUUUUCAACAUAGAAAAGUGUAGCCGUUUAUAGUCGGUGGUUAAUAGUUUAUCAACUGUGGGAACUGUGCUGUACUUGAUAAUUAUUUAAUCCAUUCAGAACUUGAGUAAAUUUAAGAGAAACUAUACACACUUAAGAACGUAAAUUUAACAUAUAUAUAUAUAUAACUACAAUAUGUGUAAUUGCAUCGCGAAUAAAAUGUUGCAGUAUUAAACUUUAUUUACAAACGAUGUCGUUUUUCAUUUGACAGCUACCCAGUUCAUCUUCCAGAUGUUAUUCAAACAUAAACGGGCACCUGGACAGAACCACGGUUACUGGGUGGCUUCCAUAUAUGA